Dovyalis caffra is the source of this 954-nucleotide messenger RNA. NCBI's taxonomy places the organism in Eukaryota, Viridiplantae, Streptophyta, Magnoliopsida, Malpighiales, Salicaceae. The record is from the annotation of a GenBank genome assembly.
AUGUUUGUGAUCAAUUACUUCACUGGUAAAAAAGAGAAUGAGAACUUAGCAUUAUCUUGGGCUGCGAAAUUUGCAACGAGAGAUUCGAUUUUCGAGAAGAAUUUUAGUCUUUUAGGUGUGGGAGAAGGCGAUGAUUCCCCUUUAUUGUUGAAAGAAGGGCAGAAUGUGUUUAAAUUCUAUGCGAGUGGGCGGAGGUAUUGUCAAGGGCUGUUGGCGACAAUGGAGUUGAAGAGUAGGCAUGAUUUGUUGUCUAGGAUAUAUAAUAUGGUAGUCCCAUGUAAGGAUGAGAUUAGUAUUGAAGUUUAUAUGAAUGAUGAUGCGAUGGACCAUGUGAUUUUUGCAUUGGCGAGGAAGAAGAUGGCAAAAGCAAUGCAGAAGGAAUUGAGGGAUUUGCAGAGGUUCGCGGGGAUUGUUGCACAGGCUCCUAGUGGGAGGAAAUGGGUGGCUGAGGAGUUGGCUGUUAUUUCUGAGUCUAAGGAGGUUGCUGGGGAUUUGAUCACUGAGGCUGUACUUGAGCAGGUUUUUGGUGAGAAAUCAUUUGAGAAAUAUGGCAAGGGCUUCAUCUCAAUGCAUUUCUCUGAUCAACUCCCUGGCACACACAAGAAGAUGCUAUUGUUCAAGUUUGCCCUUCCUGAUGCCAACAACAUGGCUGACAUGACCCGGUUGGUGGCUCUGGUACCUUAUUACAUUGAUCUAAUUGGGCGCUACAAGCUGAGUUCACAGGCUCGUUCUAAAACAGAUGCAGCUAGAGCAAAAGCUGCCCAAGAGUCAUACAAAGAACUUCAAAAUGCAAGACAGGAAGCUUUACAGAAGAAGAAGGCAGAGAGGAAAAAGAUGUUAGAGGAGGCUGAAGCAAAGCUCAGUGCAGAGGCAAUUCGCAAGAGAGAAGAAAAGGAGCGUGCUCGUCAGAUGAAGAAGGCAAUGCCAAAAGUAAAGAUGACCCGGGGUCACUAG